This is a messenger RNA of Didymodactylos carnosus, 655 nucleotides long. The record is from the annotation of a GenBank genome assembly. NCBI's taxonomy places the organism in Eukaryota, Metazoa, Rotifera, Eurotatoria, Philodinida, Philodinidae.
CCUGGGUUGCUCCGUUCGUUUUUUUUUAAAAAAGUUUUCGAAAAAUUCGAACUCUUUUACUCUUUUUGUACGAAAAUAAACAUUCGAAAUCUAUCGUUCGUCAUGCUUAACGGCAGGAUUGUCGUUUUUAGUUCAAAAAUAUUAACAUUGUCAUGAGUUUUUUUCAUGUUACCUGACUUCCUCUGGAAUGUUGUAUUAUGUAACACAUCAUUGAAUGGCACAUUUAUGCGUGAUAAAAUUACAGUGAUUAACCAAACCGUUGGUAACACAACAGUUACUUUUUAUAGGCAUCAAUAUUUCCUUUUUUAUUGUAAUUUUUCCUUCAUUGUACUUUUUUCCUUCAGGUCAUACACGUGAAUUGCAGGUUCAUGAAUUAUCUCAGUAUUGUAUAAAAGCCUUGUUAUUUGCAAAAGAUCAUACUUUUCAAUAUGGAAAACAAAAACAUGUCGUUCGCACAGAAUUAUCGUUUCGGAAAGAGGGAUACAAUUUUGCAGUAUGGUAUUUUUGGGUUAAAUCAUUUUUCAAAUCAAAUUUCCACGGUGACUUAAUUGCCGAUAUGUUUGUAACUCUAACAUCGAAAACAGAUGCAGAACCUCGUUCAGUCUCAACUAACAUGGUUGAAGAACACGGGAUAUUUCUACCAUCAACAAAUUAA